Molecule: messenger RNA, 6977 nt
Organism: Myotis davidii
Lineage: Eukaryota; Metazoa; Chordata; Mammalia; Chiroptera; Vespertilionidae
Gene: PLXND1
Product: plexin D1
Exons: 36
Coding region: 1-4653 (1550 amino acids)
Biological process (GO): regulation of cell shape; semaphorin-plexin signaling pathway involved in axon guidance; positive regulation of axonogenesis
Cellular component (GO): semaphorin receptor complex
Molecular function (GO): protein binding; semaphorin receptor activity
Source: RefSeq, a predicted model, not a curated record
AUGGGGAGAGGGAGGGCUGUGGACCAAGAAGGCGGAGAGGGAGAGAAGGGGGCAGACAGAGAUGGAGAAGAGGGAGCGGCCAUCCGCGCCGCGCGCACCGCCUGCUUCGUGGAGCCGGCAUCCGACGUGGUGGCGGUACUGGACAGCGUGGUGCAGGGCACCGGGCCAGCCUGCGACAGCAAGCGCAACAUCCAGCUGCAGCCAGAGCAGCUGGACUGUGGAGCCGCCCACCUGCAGCACCCGCUGUCCAUCCUGCAGCCCCUGAAGGCGACGCCCGUGUUCCGAGCCCCAGGCCUCUCCUCCGUGGCCGUGGCCAGUGUCAGCAACUACACGGUGGUCUUCCUGGGCACAGCCAGUGGGCGGCUGCUCAAGAUCAACCUGAAUGAGAGCAUGCAGGUGGUCAGCCGGCGGGUGGUGACGGUGGCCUAUGGGGAGCCGGUGCACCACGUCAUGCAGUUUGACCCAGCAGACCCUGGCUACCUUUACCUGAUGACGUCCCACCAGAUGGUUAGGGUGAAAGUCGCUGCGUGUGCCGUGCACACCACCUGUGGGGACUGCGUGGGUGCGGCCGAUGCCUACUGCGGCUGGUGUGCCCUGGAGACACGGUGCACCCUGCAGCAGGACUGCGCCAACUCCAGCCAGCAGCACUUCUGGACCAGCGCCAGCGAGGGCCCUGGCCGCUGUCCCGCCAUGACAGUCCUGCCUGCCGAGAUUGAUGUGCGCCAGGAGUACCCAGGCAUGAUCCUCCAGAUCUCUGGCAGCCUGCCCGGCCUCAGUGGCAUGGAGAUGGCCUGUGACUACGGCAACAAUAUCCGUACUGUGGCCCGGGUCCCAGGCCCUGCCUUCGGCCACCAGAUCGCCUACUGCAACCUCUUACCCAAGGACCAGUUCCCGCCCUUCCCGCCACACCAAGACCAUGUGACCGUGGAGAUGUCUGUGAGGGUCAACGGGCGGAACAUCGUCAGGGCCAAUUUCACCAUCUAUGACUGCAGCCGCAUCGGACAAGUGUACCCCCACACGGCCUGCACCAGCUGCCUGUCCACACAGUGGCCCUGUUUCUGGUGCACCCAGCAGCACACCUGUGUCUCCAACCAGUCUCGGUGCGAGGCCUCACCAAACCCUACGAGCCCUCAGGACUGCCCCCAGAUCCUGCCUUCACCCCUGGUACCCAUGCCCACAGGCAGCUCCCAGACCAUCCCGGUGCGUCUGGCUAACGCUGCCUUCUUCCAGAGCGCAGCCCUUGAAUGUAAUUUUGGGCAGGAGGACAUCUUUGAGGCCGUGUGGGUGAAUGAAUCAGCUGUGCUCUGUAACCAAGUGGUGCUGCACACGACCCAGAAGAGCCAGGUGUUUCCACUCAGCCUCCAACUAAAGGGACGGCCAGCUCGGUUCCUGGACAGCCCUGACCCCAUGACAGUGGAGGUCUAUAACUGCGCCAUGGGCAGCCCUGACUGUUCUCAGUGCCUGGGCCGGGAGGACCUAGGCCACCUGUGUUGCAAGGAUGGGGAGCGCACACAUCCUGGGGUGCAAUUGCGGACAUUGUUCAAGGGAGAAUGCCUGAUAGGCCCCCAUGACCCGCUAGCUGCUCUCCUGACCACAGCUGCCUCCCCCAGGAUUGUGUGUGUCACAGGGCCAGCCCCAGGGGCGUUCUCAGAUGUGGUGACAGUGAACGUCUCCAAGGAGGGCAAGUCACGGGAGCGCUUCUCCUAUGUGCUGCCCCUGGUCCACUCCCUGGAGCCUGCCAUGGGCCCCAAGGCGGGGGGCACCCGGAUUACCAUCCACGGGAGCUCAUGUAAGUCCCUUGGCCCCAGCUGCCCCCUCCGGCCCAUAGAAACCAUGGGGCUGGGGGGCCGGAGGGGUGGGGGUGCUACCCUGGGAUCAAGCAUCACCCCUUGGCCAAGCCCUUUCCCCUCUGAGCCUCAGCUUCCUCAUCUGAGCUCGCUGCCCUCCCACAGGCGCACAGAAACUAGCAUCGCCUGCACAGUGCCUGGGGGCACCCUGCCAGCCCCUGUGCCCGUGUGUGUGCGCUUCGAGCACCGAGGUUGUGUGCGUGGGAACCUCACCUUCUGGUACAUGCGGAACCCGGUCAUCAUAGCCAUCAGUCCCCGCCGCAGCCCCGUCAGCGGUGGCAGGACCAUCACAGUGGCUGGUGAGCGUUUCCAUAUGGUGCAGAACGUGUCCAUGGCUGUGCACCACAUCGGCCGACAGCCCACACUCUGCAAGGUUCUCAAUUCCACCCUCAUCACCUGCCCUUCCCCGGGGGCCCUGAGCAACGCAUCGGCACCAGUGGAUUUCUUCAUCAACGGGCGGGCCUACACCGACGAGGUGGCAGUGGCCGAGGAGCUGCUGGACUCCGAGGAGGCCCAGCGGGGCAGCAGGUUCCGCCUGGACUACCUCCCUGACCCUCAGUUCUCCACGGCCAAGAGGGAGAAGUGGAUCAAACACCACCCUGGGGAGCCCCUCACCCUAGUCAUCCAUAAAGAGCAGGACAGCCUGGGGCUGGAGAGCCAUGAGUACCGGGUCAAGAUCGGCCAAGUGGCCUGCGACAUCCAGAUCGUCUCGGAGAGAGUCAUCCACUGCUCGGUCAACGAGUCCCUGGGCACAGCCGAGGGGCAGCUGCCCAUCACGGUCCAGGUAGGAAACUUCAACCAGACCAUUGCCACGCUACAGCUGGGCGGCAGUGAGACCGCCAUCAUCGUGUCCAUCGUCAUCUGCAGCGUCCUGCUGCUGCUCUCUGUGGUUGCCCUGUUUGUCUUCUGCACCAAGAGCCGCCGCGCUGAGCGCUACUGGCAGAAGACCCUGCUGCAGAUGGAGGAGAUGGAGUCUCAGAUCCGAGAGGAAAUCCGCAAAGGCUUUGCCGAGCUGCAGACGGACAUGACGGAUCUGACCAAGGAGCUCAACCGCAGCCAGGGCAUCCCGUUCCUGGAGUACAAGCACUUUGUGACCCGCACUUUCUUCCCUAAGUGUUCCUCCCUCUAUGAAGAGCGUUACAUACUGCCCUCCCAGACCCUCAACUCCCAGGGCAGCUCCCCGGUGCAAGAGACACACCCGCUGCUGGGAGAGUGGAAGAUCCCCGAGAGCUGCCGGCCCAACAUGGAAGAGGGGAUCAGCCUGUUCUCCUCGCUGCUCAACAACAAGCACUUCCUCAUCGUCUUUGUCCAUGCCCUGGAGCAGCAGAAGGACUUCGCAGUGCGGGACAGGUGCAGCCUGGCCUCCCUGCUGACCAUCGCGCUGCAUGGCAAGCUCGAGUACUACACCAGCAUCAUGAAGGAGCUGCUGGUGGACCUCAUCGACGCCUCCGCCGCCAAGAACCCCAAACUCAUGCUGCGGCGCACGGAGUCCGUGGUGGAGAAGAUGCUCACCAACUGGAUGUCCAUCUGCAUGUACAGCUGUCUGAGGGAGACGGUCGGAGAGCCGUUCUUCCUGCUCCUGUGCGCCAUCAAGCAGCAGAUCAACAAGGGCUCCAUUGAUGCCAUCACAGGCAAGGCCCGCUACACGCUCAAUGAGGAGUGGCUGCUACGGGAGAACAUUGAGGCCAAGCCCCGGAACCUGAACGUGUCCUUCCAGGGCUGCGGCAUGGACUCGCUGAGCGUGCGGGCCAUGGACACCGACACGCUGACGCAGGUGAAGGAGAAGAUCCUGGAGGCCUUCUGCAAGAACGUGCCCUACUCCCAGUGGCCUCGCGCAGAGGACGUCGACCUCGAGUGGUUCGCCUCGAGCACGCAGAGCUACAUCCUCCGGGACCUGGACGACACCUCAGUGGUGGAGGAUGGCCGCAAGAAGCUCAACACGCUGGCCCACUACAAGAUCCCCGAAGGUGCCUCGCUGGCCAUGAGCCUCACAGACAAGAAGGACAACACGCUGGGCCGAGUGAAAGACUUGGACACCGAGAAGUAUUUCCAUUUGGUGCUGCCCACAGACGAGCUGGCAGAGCCCAAGAAGUCCCACCGGCAGAGCCACCGCAAGAAGGUGCUGCCAGAGAUCUACCUGACCCGCCUGCUGUCUACCAAGGGCACACUACAGAAGUUUCUGGAUGACCUGUUCAAGGCCAUUCUGAGCAUUCGUGAGGACAAGCCCCCUCUGGCCGUCAAGUACUUCUUCGACUUCUUGGAGGAGCAGGCUGAGAAGAGGGGAAUCUCAGAUCCUGACACCCUGCACAUCUGGAAAACCAACAGCCUUCCUCUCCGGUUCUGGGUGAACAUCCUGAAAAACCCGCAGUUUGUCUUCGACAUCGACAAGACGGACCAUAUCGACGCCUGCCUCUCGGUCAUCGCACAGGCCUUCAUUGACGCCUGCUCCAUCUCUGACCUUCAGCUGGGCAAGGAUUCACCCACCAACAAGCUCCUCUACGCCAAGGAGAUCCCCGAGUACCGCAAAAUCGUGCAGCGCUACUACAAGCAGAUCCACGACAUGACGCCGCUCAGCGAGCAGGAGAUGAACGCCCACCUGGCCGAGGAGUCGCGGAAGUACCAGAACGAGUUCAACACCAACGUGGCCAUGGCCGAGAUUUAUAAAUACGCCAAGAGGUACCGACCGCAGAUCAUGACAGCCCUGGAGGCAAACCCCACCGCCCGGCGGACCCAGCUGCAGCACAAGUUUGAGCAGGUGGUGGCUCUGAUGGAGGACAACAUCUACGAGUGCUACAGCGAGGCCUGAGCCCCCGCCGGAGACCGUGUGGGAAGGGACCAGGCACCGGCCCGUGACCUCCUUGGGUCCCCAGUGCCUCUGACUCCGGCUGGGCCAUGACUGAGCAGAGUCACUGGAGAGGGGGAAUGAGGAGCCCCCCCGCCCUGGCCCCUGGGGCACCUCUGUCCCCUCCUACUUGUCCCCAGGCCCAGCCUCUGGGAUGGGGACUUGGAUGACACAGCCCGUCUCUGGUAAGGUUCCCACACCCAACAGCACAGCCUGGACGGUGCCCCGCACGCUGUCACAGCCAGCUGCUAAGAGCCCCGCCCAACUCGGUCCCGCACACGAACAGACAAACACGAGAGACCGCCUGGCCCAGAGGCCGCAGCCAGAAACACUACCUCAGCCUUUCUGACGGAGGGGAGGCCGCCUCGAACCAGCCCGUGAUUGGUUCCCGAUUUAACCACCAAAGCGUUGUCCAGUCUCCCCUCACCCAGAGAGGACCCUGGCCACACAGUUGCAAGCAGUGUCAGAUUUUCGUUGCUUAAGUGGCUACUGGUGGCGUGGGCAGCGCCCACCGCCCGUGGGGAGGCUCCUGGGGCUUUCCCUGAGCCAGGAGGGCGGGAGCCAAGGGGACUGGUGCUGGGCGAUCGGGUCUGGGGCAGAGGGGCUAAGUUGCACCAAGGAUGUAGCUGGGCUACUUGAUCUUGCUGGGAGUAUUUCUAAAGAUAGCACCACUUUGUUUUUUUAAGAAAGCUUUUCUAUAUUAAACUUAUAUGCACCAACUGUGAACAGCUGCCGCUUGUGCAGAAGACCUGGGAGGGCACCGAGGGGCUCCCAACGCAACACUGGAAAUGACUGUUCCAGAGGAUGGGCAGCUCUGGCACAGACACCCCUCCCCCCGCCCCCCUGAGAAAAAUCACGCCUUCUGUUCCCGUUGCAAGUGGCCCUCUGGCUGACCCCCCGCAGCAGACACAGCCAGCCCAGGGCCUGGCCCGGGGGGGUGGUGACCAGGACGCUCUAAAUGGAACCUUCUUUAUAAUAAAAGCCUGAUGGGAAGACCUGCUGUGGGCUCCAGCCUUUAUCCUGAGAUGGCCGAGGAGGGAAAGCAGAGCCUGUGGCGAGAGGCAGGGGCCCUGGCUCAGACCGGCCUCAGCCUGCGGAGGCGGCUGACGGUGACGGGGCAGUGUGGCUGCCUGCUUGCCAGGGGCCUGGCCCGGAUGGUCCCUAGGCUCUGAGGGCACCACGGGACCUGCAGGAAGAUGUCACGGCUGCUGUGUGCCACCCACCCCUGGUGGGCCCUGCUCCUAACUCACCUUUAGUUAACAGAUCCCCGAGGAAUGGAACAGUGUCCUCGUGUUACAGGUGCAGAAACAGUGCAGAGGAGGGAGUCCCCCAGGUCGCAGCCAGGGAGCGGCGAGGUGGGGGCACAAGCCAGGGCCCUGGGCCCUCGUUCCUCAGUGCCAGGCUCGGCCAGACCAGCCUCCACAGCAGCCUCCGAAUGUGGGGGGUGGUCUGCACUGGAAAAAGCCGACAGUUACACACGCACCCCAAGUUUUUCAUCGCUCUUUAAAAAAAUGUAUCACUGACCCCAUUUUUCAGAUGAGGAAACAGUUUCGCCCAGGCCAGCAGGGCAGGCUGUUCCUCACCGUGGCCCAUGAGGACGGUGAACCUGACUGGAGGCCAGCAAAUACCCAGAAACCCCCAGCCCACCCCGCUGACCUCCUGGAGAGGUCACUAGAAAGCAAAGCCACCUCCUAGUUAGAAGCAACUCAGGUUAUAUUUUUUCCCUUUACGAAAAAAGAAAAUAAGCACACACAUUUAUCAAAGGUAAGAAGUAGGACAGAAAAAUUCAUACCAUUUAAACAAAAAUCCUACAAAUGCCAGUUUUUAAAUUAAUGAGAACAGGAAAGUGAAAAGAGAAAAGUAAACAAUCUUUAGCUUUAAAAAUAGCCUUUUCCUCUGGUAGCUUCUGGGUAGAGAGAUUUGUUAUCUUUUCAAAUUUUCUAUUCUGAGCACUGAUUCCUGCUUAUUAAGCAGCAGAUUGCUAAUUUAAGUUAUUGACACAUUUGAUAGAAAAAAAAUUCUCUGGGUGUGAUGCUAGAAUUAAAUACACUUCCUACAGAAACAUCAGGAAGAAAAAAAAGAAGAAAAAAAUAAAAGCUACCCCCACCCACCCACGGUUAAUAUCUCAGAAUGCCAAAUCACGUACUUGCCUGGGUUGGGGGCACAGGAGUAAAAAUCGGGACCAGGGUAUACGCACCAUUUUGAAACCUGUAUUUUCCCCAUGCAACAAUAUGUCAGUAACAUCUUUCUAUGUCAUUAAAUAUUCCACAGCCUGUUUUAAUGCCUAA